UAACACCCCAACCCCAAUAAUAUAAAUAGUUAAAAAAAGAACAAUGGCUCAAAAAACCCCCCUAGACCUCUCCGUCUACCUAGUCACAGACUCAACUCCCGCAAUCCUCAAAGGCCGGGAUAUCUGCGCUGUCGUGGAGGAGGCUCUUAAAGGAGGAGUAACCAUUGUCCAGUACAGAGAUAAGAAAAGUGACACGGCCGCUCAGGUCGAGACGGCCAAGAAGCUGCACGGGAUUACUCGCGCUUAUAACGUGCCGUUGCUGAUCAAUGAUCGGGUGGAUGUUGCUCUUGCGGCUGGUGUUGAGGGUGUUCAUUUGGGGCAGGAUGAUAUGCUCAUAACCGAAGCAAAAAAAAUCCUCCCCGAAAAUGCCAUCAUCGGUAUCAGCGCUGCUUCCGUCGAGGAAGCCCAAGCAGCAAUCGACGCUGGUGCUGACUAUCUCGGGAUAGGAACUAUGUUUGCGACACCAACAAAAACCAACACAAAACACAUCAUCGGCACCGCCGGCACUCAAGCCAUCCUCGACGCCAUCUCUGACACUGGCAGCUCCGUUGGCACCGUCUCCAUAGGUGGAAUCAACCUGUCCAACGUUCAACGCGUCCUGUACCAGUCCCAGGCUCCUAGGAAGGGGCUAGAUGGUGUUGCUAUCGUCAGCGCUAUCAUGGCGGCGGAUGACCCGAAGGCCGCUGCUGAUGAUUUCGCAAAGCGGAUCAAUGCUGCAGCUCCUUUUGCUACACUUUCCAAAGCUCCGCGGGCAGACGAAGCGAAUUCAUUGCUGAGUGAGGUGCCUGAGAUUGUGCGUGAAGUUGUCAAGGCGCAUCCCUUGGUGCAUAACAUGAUUAAUUAUGUCGUGGCCAACUUUGUUGCGAAUGUUGUGCUUUCCAUGGGCGCAUCUCCCAUUAUGUCUCCAUACGGCGACGAAGCCGUGGACAUCGCCCAAUUCGACGGUGCUCUAGUCAUCAACAUGGGCACCCUGACCAGCGAAAGCAUCCCCAACAACCUCAAAGCCAUGAAAGACUACAACGAGCGUGGUAACCCUGUCGUAUACGACCCUGUCGGCGCAGCAGCCACGCAGAUCCGACGCAACGCGGUUAAUACGCUCAUGGCAGGCGGCUACUUCGAUCUCAUCAAGGGAAAUGAAGGGGAAAUCAAGCAUAUCUCGGGGAACGCGACAACACAACGCGGCGUUGACAGUGGGCCCAGCAGUCUCAGUGGUGAACAGAAGGCUGCCUUGGUUCGGGAUCUGGCACAGAAAAAGCGAAACAUCAUCCUCAUGACAGGGACCGUCGACUACCUCAGCGACGGCGAACGCGUGAUCGCGGUCGAAAAUGGCCAUGAACUCCUGGGUCAGGUUACCGGAACCGGUUGCGCAAUCGGCUCCAUCUCCGGCUGCUUCCUCGCCACUCACCGCUCCGACAAACUCCUCGCCGUUCUCUCCGGCCUCCUAAUGUACGAAAUCGCAGCCGAGAACGCCGCGGCUAAGGAAUACGUCCGCGGGCCAGGAAGCUUUGUCCCUGCUUUCUUGGAUGAGCUGUACGCUAUCCGUCAGGCGGCGCUGAAGGGUGAUGAUAGUUGGUUUGAAGGACGGGGGAAGAUUCGGGAGGUUAAGGUGUAAUCUUGCCUCGGUAGGCAGUGUUGUAAAGUAGAUAGAUACCCGGGACAUAAGACAGCAGUCUCCAACUCAAAACAUGCCUGAUGAAUCAGGCAACAGAAGUUUUCCGUUUCCCCGCACAAUCUUUCCCCGCUCCGAUAUUCUCCGCAGCAUUUCUCUAAUCUCACUCCUUCGCCAUCGUUCAUCC
Molecule: messenger RNA, 1796 nt
Organism: Aspergillus ruber CBS 135680
Lineage: Eukaryota; Fungi; Ascomycota; Eurotiomycetes; Eurotiales; Aspergillaceae
Product: bifunctional hydroxyethylthiazole kinase/thiamine-phosphate diphosphorylase
Exons: 7
Coding region: 44-1612 (522 amino acids)
Biological process (GO): thiamine biosynthetic process
Cellular component (GO): cytoplasm
Molecular function (GO): hydroxyethylthiazole kinase activity; ATP binding; thiamine-phosphate diphosphorylase activity
Source: RefSeq, a predicted model, not a curated record